GCAUUUUUCUGAAAGAAGCCACCAUGGCCAGGAAGGAAACCAGUUUGCUUCCUAAGCUGGUGAAUGGGGGGAUUGCUGGCCUGGUAGGCGUGAGCUGUGUGUUCCCCAUUGACCUGGUGAAGACUCGUCUCCAGAACCAGCAGAAAGGGCAUCAUCUCUACACCAGCAUGUUGGACUGUAUGGUAAAAACAGUUAGAGCGGAGGGCUUCCUUGGCAUGUAUCAAGGGGCUUCAGUCAACAUGGCUCUGGUCGUGCCUGAGAAAGCCAUCAAGUUGGCCACCAAUGAUUUCUUCAGACAACUGCUCUCUAAAGACGGGAAAAGUCUCUCCUUGGUCAAAGAGAUGUUGGCAGGGAGUGGUGCUGGCCUGUGCCAGGUUAUCAUCACCACUCCAAUGGAGAUGCUGAAAAUCCAGUUACAGGAUUCUGGCCGAAUAGCAGCUCAGAUAUCUGGAGGUUUAAAAGGAACUCAUGCAGCUCCACAGGAUAAAAGGUCGUCCGCAAUGUAUGUUGUCAGUCAAGCACAAACUCCCAGGGCAAUCUCGGCCAUCUCCUUAACCAAGGAGCUCCUUUUAAGCAAAGGGAUACUGGGACUUUACAAAGGUUUAGGAGCCACAUUACUGAGAGAUGUGCCAUUCUCCACGAUCUAUUUCCCACUGUUUGCAAACAUUAACAAGCUGGGACAGAAGGCCACUGGGGAGAAGGUUCAUUUCCAUCAUUCUUUCCUGGCCGGAUGCACUGCUGGCUGUGUGGCAGCUGUAAUAGUCACUCCCUGUGAUGUUGUGAAGACCCGUAUUCAGACACUUCAAAAAGGGAAGGGCGAGGACACCUACAGUGGAAUCUUGGAUUGCGUGCGAAAAAUUUGGAGAAGGGAAGGUCCUUCUGCUUUCUUAAAGGGAGCUGGCUGCAGAGUGUUAGUUAUUGCACCGUUGUUUGGAAUUGCACAAGCAGUUUAUUUCGUUGGAAUUGGGGAAUAUAUUCUGAAUUUACUUUGACGUGGUCUGAAAUAGCUAUCGA
Molecule: messenger RNA, 1014 nt
Organism: Callorhinchus milii (elephant shark)
Lineage: Eukaryota; Metazoa; Chordata; Chondrichthyes; Chimaeriformes; Callorhinchidae
Product: mitochondrial glutamate carrier 1
Exons: 9
Coding region: 24-992 (322 amino acids)
Biological process (GO): malate-aspartate shuttle; L-glutamate transmembrane transport; aspartate transmembrane transport
Molecular function (GO): L-aspartate transmembrane transporter activity; L-glutamate transmembrane transporter activity
Source: RefSeq, a predicted model, not a curated record